AUGGAACAGGACGAGCGUUUCGUUCCCACCGUUCGCUUCAAGCGCGCCCCUAAGGAGGUUAAGCCACGUUCAGACGCUCGUUUCGCUCGUCUGUUUGAGUCGGACGAGGGUCCUCGUAAGGGCGGCCAUAAGAUCGACCCUUUCGGCCGACCUCUAGGGGAUGCGUAUGACGAGGAUGUGUCCUCUAGUGACGACGAAUCCGAGGAGUCCGUAGAGCAGCUCGCUGCCGACUCCACUACCGAGGCUGAGGAGAAGAAAGACGACAUAGAAUACGGUGAAGCUAGUAACCGUCUCGCGGUUGUCGGCUGCGAUUGGGACAACAUCAAUGCGUCAGACUUGUUUGUCUUAUUCGAGACUAUGUACCGCUCCAUAACGUCAAACCACACAGGUUGCGUGCGUCGCGCAGCUGUGUACCUCUCUGACUUUGGCAAGGAACGCUUGGAGCACGAGAAUCUGCACGGUCCGUCGCUGCAAUCUAGCGAGGACUUACGUGACGAAGAGCUCGAUGAAACUGCUCGUCAGGAGGCUCUACGUAAGUACCAGGCCGAGCGCGCACGCUACUACUACGGCAUCGUCGAAUUCGAAAGCGAGGAACAGGCGAAGCUGCUGUACGACGAGAUGGACGGCAUUGAGGCCGAUUUCGCGUUUUCCGGUUUGGAUCUCCGUUUCGUGCCAUCCGAAAUUGCGUUUGAGCGGGAGCCGACAUCGGAAUGCUUCGAAAUUCCGAGUAACUACGAGCCUCCCCUGGCGAGCACUUCUGCAUUUCGCCACUCCCGCGUGGAGUGCAAGUGGGACAUGCCGUCGAUGAAGCGCUUUAAGACGCUGACUAAGAAGUUCAAGGAACAGGACAUCGAGUCCCUCGAGCUGCAGGAGUACCUGGCAUCUGACGAUGAUGAGGUCGACGUUUCUAAAUACAAGUCACUUCUGACUGACAAGCCCGAGCCCUCGGAACCCGUUAAGACAGAGGACGGCAGGGUGAAAACCAAGGUCGGGAAGUACACGAUAUCGUUCGGGGCGCCGGAAGGCAUCCCCGAUUUGGCUGAGAUCGAUUUGGUCAGCAAAAAGACCCGUAAGACGAAGACGAAGUCCAAGCGCGACCGUGAAAGUGCCGACUUGGAAGCUGAUGACGUGCGUGACUUCGACGCCCGUAAACCGCAGGAGCAGCAGCCCGGCUUCCAGGGUGAAUUUGAGGACCGUCGCUUUAACCGCGUGCUGAAGGAUCCUGAUUUCGCAAUAGACACUCGCCACCCGAAGUAUCGCGUACGUGCCUGCGCGUUUUGUAAUGACGUCGUGUCAGAACACGGAUUUCAACAAGAAUCUGCUGCGCAAGAAGUCGGAGUUAAAACGUUCGCAAUGAGCCUAAAUUUCGACACGUCGCUGUUGCGCCGUUUUCUGUUGGCGGGCGGCGACGGCACCGCUGCCGAGGAGCUUUUGCGCAACGUGUCUGUAGAAGAGAUAGUGCUCGGCCUGUCCCAGCUGGGUGACGAGUGCUUCCCCGGUAGUUACGAUGAGGAGAGCGACGUCGCCUCCAGUGCAAGCGAUCAGUACCUGGGCAUUCUCCUGGUGCGCACUUUGGAUAAACUGCUGACCAAGCACAGGACCGUAACGCUUUUGCAGAACCAGCAGGUCGCCGAAUUAUUAUCGCAACGCAUUCCGUCCAGUGCGUACCCCGUGCGCCGGCUAUUCGCGUCCAAAUGUGAACUUUAUUUCAGCGAAACCGGCGUUGGCAGCGAGUUUCUGGAGGACGUGCUUUGGAGGCUCUUGUUGGACCCAGAGUAUCGCAUUUUCGAGCACUGCUCACGGGCUAUAUGUGCGGUAAAUAACAAUAGCAGACAUAUUACAGCUUCUCAGCUACUGAGGCGUCGUCCGGGCUUCCUGGACGAUAAACGUCUGGAGACGAUUCGUGGCGCUAUGUGCAAUGCCGAUUCUGACAGCAUCAUAUCCGUGCGAAUGGCCGAGUUUUGCGCGUAUAUUGGCGGCGCAUCAGAUGCGGUCUUUAAAACACUCCUGGAUGCCGGUUUGUGCCGCGCCUUGCUGGACUUGUACAUGUCUGCCGACAGUUUGGUCAAGCUCAACAUUUUGGAGCUUCUGGACCGCAGCUCAGUAUUCGUUUCCCGACUCUUGGCGUCUAACACCAUUACGCACGAUUUCAUCGCGUAUGCGAUUUCAGUGACGACCGACGAGGGCGAUUCUUACGACAACGUCCUGCUAGCUCCGUAUCUGUUGAGGAUGAUGCUGUCGAUGCUGCCGCAUGAGAACAUCCUGACGUCCGAAGACUGCAAAUCUCUGAGCAGGGCCGUAUCAGGCGUCAUAAUGGAAGGAAACGCACAAAAAGCGUCGCCUCUUUUUCUAUGUGCAGUUCAGAACUUCGGCGCGCUCUACCUCCUGGGCCACAUGUCGGCAGAGGUUUGUCGCAAUUUGGAGGGCAAGGUUAACUCAACGGUUGACGAUCGCGUGGUGUCGUCGGCAGUUGCAACUCUGGAUGUCAUGUGCGAGGCAGACCUGGAGAGCGACAGAUUCGCAUUCUUGCGCGAUAUGACUCGAUGUGUCGUCGCGGCUCUGUCACGCUUCCCCUUUUCUGACGUACGCGAAACUGCAUACAGAUACUUGUUGAAAGCCAUAAAGUUUGACGAAGUGGCGCGUGACCUGCUGGAUCACGAAUCGAAGACGCGCCUGUUUAGCAGUGAGGAAAACCUGCACGCGAACACCGUUGCGAAGAAGCAGCUAACCAGACAACUGGUGAAACGAUUUGAUGAGCUCAGCAGCGGAUCUGCCAGUCCCAUGGGCGAUGGAGGCAUCGCCAUGCUGCGCAAAUACGCCAGCAGUUGA
Molecule: messenger RNA, 2829 nt
Organism: Babesia bigemina
Lineage: Eukaryota; Apicomplexa; Aconoidasida; Piroplasmida; Babesiidae
Product: ESF1 homolog
Exons: 11
Coding region: 1-2829 (942 amino acids)
Biological process (GO): rRNA processing
Molecular function (GO): RNA binding
Source: RefSeq, a predicted model, not a curated record